UUCUCACUCUUUUCACGCAUCCAUAUGCCUGGUGCUCCAUCUAAAACACGUGAUGCGAUAAAUUCGACUUGCACUUUUCGCCCUAUUGAUUUUCACUACAGCUACUAUGAAGUUCUUGUAGAGUUUCACUCUCUGAUCAAAUAUCCGAAAAAUGAAUUGCUCUACCUUCUUCAGUUUUCGAAAAAAAACGAGUUUGUGUAAAAACCCAGAAUUUUCAACGAAAAUGAGGUAAAGAAAAUGCUUCCCAAGCGUCAAGGACAGGUCGUAAAAGUGAAAGGGACAAAGGGUAGCGGACUCGCAACGUGGGAGAGAAGACAGGUCAUAAAGACGAAUCGUAGAAUUGAUGAAAGGUCCAGAUCCUGGUUUUUUUCUUUUGAAAGCCCUCAUUGGCGAAGACACUGCAAUGUUAAAAUUUCAGAAAACGCGUGAAUGAGGCCUUUCAAGCUCGAACAUCUCCCGUUUUCUUUUUAAAGCAACUGCGCGAACUUGGAUGCGCAGUAAAAUGGUGGAGAUAAAAAUGCUUACUAUGGUGAAGCAGAAUUGCUCACUUCCAAUUUCAGUACAACAAUCGAUAGAAUCAUUCUCAAUACGAUAUGGUUAACAGCGUUAGUAAUGCUGCGUUACUGUAGUCACGUGUAUUAUAGUUGAAGGCGUCUCCGCAAUCUUGUGGCAUGUUAGAACUGUUUACAUACUUCAAUUUUGUAUUCCGGAGACGUUUCUAUCUCGCGUAAGUAAUUAAACAUGGAUGAAGUUGCGAAACUCGAACACUUGUCUUCUGUCUCAAAAAUUUGCACAGAAUUGGAGAAUCAUUUGGGACUGAAUGAUAAGGACUUGGCUGAGUUCAUUAUUCAUUUAGCAGAGAAAAAUAGCACCUUUGACAAAUUUAAAAAGGUUCUCCUAGAAAAUGGAGCAGAAUUCUCAGAAUCAUUCAUGGCCAAUCUCUUGAGGAUAAUACAGCACAUGAAACCCUCUAAACCAACACCGGACAAAUCUGCAUUGUCUGCCAUCAAACAAGAUGAAUUAGCCCAAAAAUUCCCUGGCUUAGCUUUGCCAAAUGAGGAGCCAAAGGUAACAGAUAUUAAGGACCUCAAGGAUGAUGACAUAGUCAACAAUGCAAUGGCAAGCUUGGAAGAAUUGGCACCGUCUCACAAGAAGCCUAGCAAUGAAAAUAAAAAGGAGAGUGAGCCAUUAGAGACUGACAAAAAGAUCAAACACUCCAGAAGGAGUAGAUCUAAAGACAGAAAAAGACACAGAUCGCGUUCGUCCAAUCGCAAAGAGAAAAGGCAUAGAUCACGGUCCCAUUCUAGAUCACGUGGUCGUUCGAGAUCUAGGGACAGAAAGAGGCGAAGGUCGAAAGAUCGUAGAAGAUCGAGAUCACGAGACAGAAAAUCCCGCGAUCACAAAGACCGACAUUCUGGUAGACAUUCUUCAUUUAGAAAUGGAUCAGAUAGAUCCCGAUCGAGAUCCGUCGAGGAAAUGUCUAUGGACCCAGAAGUUGGGAAGAUUUACUCUGGGAAGGUCGCCAAUAUUGUCCCUUUUGGCUGCUUUGUGCAACUGGAAGGCUUGAAACGCAGGUGGGAGGGACUUGUUCAUAUUUCCCAACUACGAAGAGAAGGAAGAGUUGCCAGUGCCAGUGACGUAGUUUCUAGGAGCCAGAAAGUCCUGGUGAAGGUUCUCAAUAUUGGUGGACAAAAGGUUUCUUUAAGCAUGAAGGACGUCGAUCAAGAAACCGGUAGAGAUAUGAACCCAGUGGUGGCUGUCGCUAAGACUGAGGAAGACGAGAAGCAUUUGCGCAAUCCCGAUAGACCAACUUCGUUGCUGGAACUGCAGGGCAACUGGGACGAGGACGAGACUUGUUCCAGGAAGCGUGUGCAGAGGCUGUCAUCUCCUGAGAAGUGGGAGAUAAAACAGAUGCUUGCUGCGUCUUGCGUCGACAGGAACGAGUUGCCAGAGUUCGAUAUGGAAACUGGAAUUCUUCCACGCGAGGACGAUGAGGAAGAGGACGUGGAAAUCGAGCUAGUGGAAGAGGAACCGCCAUUUCUGCAUGGCCACGGCCGGGCUCUUGGAGAUCUAAGUCCUGUUCGCAUUGUUAAAAAUCCUGAUGGUUCUUUGGCGCAAGCUGCAAUGAUGCAAAGUGCUCUGGCGAAAGAGAGGAGGGAACAGAAAAUGCUGCAGAGAGAGCAAGAAAUGGACUCUGUGCCGACAGGCCUCAAUAAGAACUGGAUUGACCCUUUGCCAGAAGCUGAGAGCAGGACUCUGGUAGCGAAUAUGCGAGGAAUUGGUUUGCAGACCCAGGACCUUCCUGAAUGGAAGAAGCACGUGAUAGGCGGCAAGAAGUCGUCUUUUGGAAAGAAAACGAAUCUAACUUUGUUAGAGCAGCGCCAGAGCCUGCCGAUAUACAAGCUCAGAGACGAUCUAGUAAAGGCAGUCACUGAUAAUCAAAUUUUGAUAGUAAUUGGCGAAACAGGCUCAGGAAAGACCACCCAAAUCACACAGUACUUGGCCGAGGCUGGGUUCACUGCUCGUGGGAAGAUUGGAUGCACUCAACCCAGAAGAGUGGCUGCUAUGUCAGUCGCCAAAAGAGUGGCUGAAGAAUUUGGUUGCCGUUUGGGACAAGAAGUAGGCUACACAAUUCGUUUCGAAGACUGUACCGGCCCGGAGACCAACAUAAAGUACAUGACUGAUGGUAUGCUGCUGCGUGAAUGCCUUAUGGACCUUGAUCUGAAAACUUACUCCGUUAUAAUGUUGGACGAGGCGCAUGAACGCACGAUUCACACCGAUGUCUUAUUCGGUUUGCUUAAGCAGGCAGUAGGAAGAAGGCCAGACCUCAAGCUCAUCGUCACGAGUGCCACUCUGGACGCUGUGAAAUUCUCACAAUACUUUUUCGAAGCUCCAAUCUUCACUAUUCCUGGCAGAACGUUUGAGGUAGAGGUGAUGUACACGAAGGAACCGGAGACUGACUACCUGGAUGCUGCGCUGAUUACAGUGAUGCAGAUUCACUUGAGAGAGCCACCAGGCGACAUAUUACUUUUUCUAACUGGUCAGGAGGAGAUCGAUACAGCUUGCGAAAUUUUGUACGAACGGAUGAAGUCUCUGGGCCCUGAUGUCCCAGAACUAAUUAUUUUGCCAGUGUAUUCUGCGUUGCCUUCUGAGAUGCAAACCAGGAUAUUCGAGCCAGCUCCGCCAGGUUCUAGGAAGGUGGUGAUAGCGACGAACAUAGCUGAGACCAGCUUGACUAUAGAUGGUAUUUAUUAUGUAGUGGAUCCUGGCUUCGUCAAACAAAAGGUAUACAAUUCAAAGACAGGAAUGGACAGUCUGAUAGUGACGCCGAUCAGCCAAGCUGCUGCCAAGCAGAGAGCUGGAAGGGCUGGUAGAACUGGUCCAGGGAAAUGUUAUAGGCUCUAUACUGAAAGAGCUUAUAGAGAUGAAAUGCUGCCCACUCCAGUUCCGGAGAUCCAGCGCACCAAUUUAGCUACCACUGUAUUGCAACUAAAGACCAUGGGCAUCAAUGACCUAUUGCACUUUGAUUUCAUGGAUGCGCCGCCUGUAGAAUCGCUUAUCAUGGCCUUGGAGUCCUUGCACAGUCUAAGUGCUUUAGAUAACGAAGGUCUCUUGACGAGAUUGGGUAGAAAAAUGGCGGAGUUCCCGUUGGAGCCCAACUUAUCAAAGAUGUUGAUCAUGAGCGUACACCUACAAUGUUCUGACGAGAUAUUAACAAUUGUCAGCAUGCUGUCUGUACAAAAUGUGUUCUACAGGCCAAAGGAUAAACAAGCAUUAGCAGAUCAAAAGAAAGCAAAGUUUAAUCAGCCUGAAGGCGAUCAUUUAACUCUACUAGCGGUUUAUAAUUCUUGGAGGAAUAAUAAAUUUAGCAACGCUUGGUGCUAUGAGAAUUUUGUACAAAUUAGGACUUUGAAACGUGCACAAGAUGUACGCAAACAGCUCUUGGGUAUCAUGGACAGGCAUAAGUUGGACGUUGUGUCUGCUGGGAAGAAUACCGUGAGGAUUCAGAAAGCUGUGUGCUCAGGUUUCUUCAGGAACGCUGCGAAAAAGGAUCCUCAAGAAGGGUAUAGAACACUGGUGGACAGCCAAGUUGUUUACAUUCAUCCGAGCAGUGCUUUGUUCAAUAGGCAACCAGAAUGGGUCAUUUAUCACGAGUUGGUACAAACCACCAAAGAGUACAUGAGAGAAGUGACCACCAUAGAUCCAAAAUGGUUAGUGGAGUUUGCUCCAGCUUUCUUCAAGUUCAGCGACCCGACCAAACUGAGUAAAUUCAAGAAGAAUCAACGACUGGAGCCGCUUUACAAUAAAUACGAGGAACCUAACGCUUGGCGAAUAUCUAGAGUCCGUAGAAGACGUAAUUAAUAUAUUUAUUAUACAAUCUGUAAAUAAUUUUGUACAGAGUUUCGUAUCACAUGUAAUACGAACGAAUGUAAAUAACUUGUGAGAAGAACGUAAAAUCGCAAAUAUAGUAAUUUUGUAAGAACUU
Molecule: messenger RNA, 4486 nt
Organism: Megalopta genalis
Lineage: Eukaryota; Metazoa; Arthropoda; Insecta; Hymenoptera; Halictidae
Source: RefSeq, a predicted model, not a curated record